GCUUUAAUUAUCAUUGACCGCUGCGACUUACUGACAAUAAGAUUCAUUUAUUGCGAAAACUGUUAUCAUGUUAAUACGAUGGAAUGUGAUCGGACUGCUGGUGGUGUAUUGCUGUACAACCGUUUACGCUAACAAAACCGUACAAUUGCCAACGCGAGAGCAUAGGGGAACUUGGAUCGCAACGGUCUACAAUAUCGAUUGGCCUCUGUCGCCAACAGCGUCUGUAACCGUACAGCAAGACCAAUUGAAGUACCUGAUAGCACAAAUCAGUCGGGCUGGACUGAAUGCCGUAUAUUUCCAGGUACGACCCGCCGGUGAUGCCCUCUAUCAAUCAAACAUAGAACCAUGGAGUCGAUUCUUAACGGGACAAAACGGAAGGGCGCCUUCCCCCGUAUGGGAUCCAUUACAAUUUCUAAUCAGCAUAUGCCAUCCACUCGGCAUCGAGGUUCAUGCUUGGAUCAAUCCGUAUCGUGCAAAUUUAUCUCCAACAUCUACCGACCUGGCGCCGAACCAUAUGGCCCGAGUGUAUCCCCAAUAUGCGUACGUGUACAACACAUUAUUGUGGAUGGAUCCCGGGGCGGCAGUCGUUCAAGACCGGACCGCUCAGGUUGCAUUGGAUUUGGUUCGGCGGUACGAUUUGGACGGAUUGCAUAUGGACGACUAUUUUUACCCGUAUCCAGUGGCUGGUUGGACUUUCCCGGACGACAAUACCUAUGCAGCGUAUAGGGCCGGCGGUGGUACAAUGGCCAAAGAUGACUGGCGACGGAAUAAUGUUAACACACUCGUCCGACGACUGAAUACUGAGAUUCAUGCCAUUAAGCCCUGGGUCAAAUUUUCCGUGUCACCAUUUGGUAUCUAUCGUCCCGGGCAUCCUGAUGGUAUGCCACCACCAAUUGCUGGCUUCGAUCAAUUCUCACAAAUUUUCUGCGAUCCAAAGCUGUGGAUGCAACAAGGAUGGGUCGACAUGAUACAACCGCAAUUAUACUGGCGAAUUGAUCCGCCAGCCCAAAGCUAUCCGCUGCUGUUGAAUUGGUGGGUGGCCGCAACUCAAAAUCCAUUAGUUCGUCCGGUGAUGGCGGGAAAUUAUUUGACUAGAGUUGACACGGAUGCCUGGCCAUUGGAUGAAAUUCGGCGACAGGUUGAAAUUUCGCGUGAGCCAGCGAAUCGGGUACGAGGUUCAUGGGGCAAUGUAAUGUACAGUGCAAAAAUGUUCCGCGACAACAUACAAGGAACGGUAGACUUCUUCGCCAAUUACAUUUACUCACAACCGGCAUUGCAGCCGUCCUUCGACUGGCUCUAUGCAAACAUAUCUAUCGCUGCGAUUCCCCGGCCAAAAGUUAAUAUCACAUCGGACCAAAAGUUUUACGUUAGGAAUUUGGAUACGGCCACCGAAUCGACCCUUCUAAUCAAACAAAUUGCCAUUUAUAAGCUAAAGGGUAGCGGUUGGGUGCUUAUCAAGUUAUUGCCUAUGGGAGGUAGUGGAACAAAUUGGAAUGUUGGACUGGAAUUGGAAAAAGGAUAUUAUGCUGCGACACUGGUCGAUCGAUUUGAGCGCGAGGGUAUGAAAAGUUAUUUUGAAAUAAUUUAAAUUUUGUAUUUUUGUCUAAUUAAACCUCAAGAACAUGCGGAUUCCUAGGACUUUGGGAACUACCGGAA
This is a messenger RNA of Bradysia coprophila, 1656 nucleotides long. RefSeq names its product glycosyl hydrolase YngK-like. Lineage: Eukaryota; Metazoa; Arthropoda; Insecta; Diptera; Sciaridae. The record is from RefSeq and is a predicted model, not a curated record.